Molecule: messenger RNA, 1776 nt
Organism: Pocillopora damicornis (cauliflower coral)
Lineage: Eukaryota; Metazoa; Cnidaria; Anthozoa; Scleractinia; Pocilloporidae
Product: tRNA (adenine(58)-N(1))-methyltransferase non-catalytic subunit TRM6
Biological process (GO): tRNA methylation
Cellular component (GO): nucleus; tRNA (m1A) methyltransferase complex
Source: RefSeq, a predicted model, not a curated record
AAUAAAUCAAGAUGGCUGCCUGCUAAAUGAUUUGUAGUGUACUAUGUUUCGGUGAAUGUUUGCCACCCGUUCCCCACCGAAGAUGAUAAAUGAAGGGGAUUAUGUGAUUUUAAAGAAGGAGAAUGUCAUAAAAGCUGUGAGAAUUCGUAAGGGAAGGAAGGAAGCUUUUGAUAAGUUACACUUUACUUUGGAUAAUGCAAUUGGUUUACCUCUGGGAUCAUUAUUUGAGGUAAAAGGGGGCAAGCUGAACAGAUUAGAUUUAACAGAGGAUGUUGACGAACUUCUUGCAGCAAAGGACGAUGUUGCAGAUGAUAAAAGUAAUCGCUUCCUACAAAAUGAUGGCACUUCACAGAAGUUGUCCAGAGAUGAAAUAAUGAAUCUCAAAGCACAAGGAGUUAGUGGCAAGGACAUUGUUGAACAUCUGGUAGAGAACAGUAUGACAUAUAACGAGAGGACACAGUUUUCUAAAGCAAAGUACAAGAACAAGAAAAUGAAAAAGCAUUUUGUGAGAUUUUCAAUACUGAGGCCUACCACUGAUCUCAUAGCACAAAUGUACUAUUGCAGAGGAGCUUCAAAAAUAUGUGACCUCAGACUUGACACACUGUCUCAGAUUCUAACACUGUCAAAUGUAAGAGCACACUGUUGUAUUAUGGUGGCAGAAAGUUGUCAAGGGAUGGUGGCAGGAGCUCUACUGGAGAGAAUGGGGGGCCAUGGAAGUCUUGUUCAGAUUUAUUCUGGUGAUUUUCCAGGAAGACAGGCACUAGAUUAUUUCAACUUUCCUAAGCAUUUUUUGGGAUGUUUGAUUGGAUUUGCAAUGGAUAAAGUAACAACACUGGGCCAAAGCAAAGGUGCUGAAAAGAGAUCAGCAUCAAUUACUGAGGCAAAUAGUUCCACAGUUCGGGAUCAAGAAACUGCAAGUGAGCUCUCGGAAAAUGGCGACAACUCAGGAAAGGAUCAGGAGGAACUAGAAGGUGGAAACUCCAUGAACGAGGAGGAAAAAUCCGCGCGGAGAUUGUGCAGAAAAAUUGAGGAAGCAAGAGCUCGAGAAGAAUUAGAACGUGGAAAUUUAGACAGUUUGGUUGUCGUGAGCCGUUUUCAGCCUAGCCUCAUUGUAAUGUCUCUCCUUCCUCGUCUUGCCCCAUCCAGACCCUUUGUGGUUUAUUGUCAGUACAAAGAGCCUUUGAUGGAGUGUUAUGUAAAUUUGAGGGAGAAAGGUACAGCUAUUAAUAUUCAUCUGUCUGAAACAUGGUGGCGACAUUAUCAGGUUCUCCCUGCCCGCACACACCCGGAAAUCAACAUGAAUGGUACAGGAGGGUAUCUUCUGUCCGGGAUAACAGUCGAACCAGACACACCCACCACAGAGACACUACAACAAGCCAAGAAACCUAAACUUGACGAAUGUGGUUGACUAGAAAUAAUAUUGAAUUGACUGUUAAUUACGUCAAUUUUUUUGCCAUCGUUAAUUAUUUAAAAGACAAUGGUUUGUUAUUCGUCUUGUCGCACGCAUGAAGCAGAGAUAAAAUAGGAGUUCCCCUUGCGAGAAUUUAAACCCCAGACCGUUGUAAGAAUUUCGCGUUCCAAGGCUCUACCACUGAUCUUCACAUAACUCGCUGGUAUUAAGCUACUUGUAGGUUUCUAUAUAACAAGCGUUGUACAUAUCUCUCAGAUGAAUGACGUCGGAAGUGUUGAGUGUGUGAAUUUCUUGCUCAAUGAAGAAAGAUUUCAUUCAUUUUUUAUGAGCGUGAAAUAAAACGCCCUCGAGACAAAUCAAAACCA